This is a messenger RNA of Racocetra persica, 223 nucleotides long. The record is from the annotation of a GenBank genome assembly. NCBI's taxonomy places the organism in Eukaryota, Fungi, Glomeromycota, Glomeromycetes, Diversisporales, Gigasporaceae.
UAUCUCUGGAGCCAUAAUAGUACAAUUCUUUAUUCAAGGAUUGCGACCAGAAUAUGCUAUGAAUAUACAGGCUGCUAAACCUAAUGAUUUGAACUAUUCUAUAGAAGAGGCACCCUCUGAAGAUAAUACUAAUAGCAAUAAAAAUGACCAAGCUAUUGCUCACUUUACUGAACAAAUUGCCAAGCUCAAUAUUAAUCUCACCGAAAAACAACCUGCUAUUCCU